Molecule: messenger RNA, 1649 nt
Organism: Acomys russatus (golden spiny mouse)
Lineage: Eukaryota; Metazoa; Chordata; Mammalia; Rodentia; Muridae
Gene: Zbtb14
Product: zinc finger and BTB domain containing 14
Exons: 3
Coding region: 239-1588 (449 amino acids)
Biological process (GO): regulation of transcription by RNA polymerase II
Cellular component (GO): nucleus
Molecular function (GO): RNA polymerase II cis-regulatory region sequence-specific DNA binding; DNA-binding transcription factor activity, RNA polymerase II-specific; protein binding
Source: RefSeq, a predicted model, not a curated record
GAUGCGGGUGUGGGCUCCCCACGCGCGGGCUGCGCCCCGGUUCUCGCGCCGGGCCCCGUCUUCCCCACUCCCAGGUUGUGAGGUCGCAACAGGGAAGUGGCGUGGCCGCCAUUGUCGCAGCUGCUCCGGAAUAAGGAGGCGGCUGCGGCUGCUUAUAUCUGGCUUGCCCCUGAUCAGACUUGCUCUGAUCUGAAGAUAUUGGUGUUUUAAGGCAUUAAGAAAGUAGCCUGAACUGUUCAUGGAGUUUUUCAUCAGUAUGUCUGAAACCAUAAAGUAUAAUGACGAUGAUCAUAAAACGCUGUUUCUGAAAACGCUCAAUGAGCAGCGCCUGGAGGGGGAGUUUUGUGAUAUCGCGAUCGUGGUUGAGGAUGUAAAGUUCAGAGCCCACCGCUGUGUUCUUGCCGCCUGCAGCACUUACUUUAAAAAGCUUUUCAAGAAGCUGGAAGUGGAUAGCUCUUCGGUCAUCGAGAUAGAUUUCCUCCGGUCGGACAUAUUCGAGGAGGUCCUGAACUACAUGUACACGGCGAAGAUCUCCGUGAAGAAGGAGGAUGUCAACCUCAUGAUGUCGUCGGGCCAGAUCCUCGGCAUCCGCUUUCUGGAUAAACUCUGCUCCCAGAAGCGCGACGUGUCCAGCCCGGAUGAAAGCAACGGCCAGUCGAAGAGUAAGUACUGCCUCAAGUUAAACCGCCCCAUCGGAGAUGCGGCCGACGCCCAGGAGGAUGACGUGGAGGAGAUCGGGGACCAGGAUGACAGCCCCUCGGACGACACGGUGGAAGGCACGCCGCCGAGCCAGGAGGACGGCAAGUCCCCGACGACCACUCUGCGGGUUCAGGAAGCCAUCCUGAAAGAGCUGGGCAGCGAGGAGGUCCGCAAGGUGAACUGCUACGGCCAGGAGGUAGAGUCCAUGGAGACUCCCGAGUCCAAAGACCUGGGGUCCCAGACCCCUCAGGCCUUGACGUUCAACGACGGCAUGGGCGAAGUGAAGGACGAGCAGACCCCCGGCUGGACGACGGCGGCCAGCGACAUGAAGUUCGAAUAUUUGCUCUACGGCCACCACCGGGAGCAGAUCGCGUGCCAGGCGUGCGGUAAGACGUUCUCGGACGAGGGCCGCCUGCGGAAGCACGAGAAGCUGCACACGGCCGACCGGCCGUUCGUCUGCGAGAUGUGCACGAAAGGCUUCACCACGCAGGCCCACCUGAAAGAGCACCUGAAAAUCCACACGGGCUACAAGCCCUACAGCUGCGAGGUGUGCGGCAAGUCCUUCAUCCGCGCCCCGGACCUCAAGAAGCACGAGAGGGUGCACAGCAACGAGCGGCCGUUCGCCUGCCACAUGUGCGACAAGGCCUUCAAGCACAAGUCCCACCUCAAGGACCACGAGAGGAGGCACCGAGGGGAGAAGCCCUUCGUGUGCGGCUCCUGCACCAAGGCCUUCGCCAAGGCCUCGGACCUGAAGAGGCACGAGAACAACAUGCACAGCGACAGGAAGCAUGUCACCCCCAGCGCCAUGCAGAGUGAGACAGAGCAGCUGCAGGCCGCCGCCAUGGCCGCUGAGGCGGAGCAGCAGCUGGAGACCAUCGCCUGUAGCUAGAGGGGCCGGGCUCAGGGACGCUUGGGCCUGGGGCGUAGGGGGGGUAUGCUGAGGUUGCGUC